UAAUAUCAUUCAGUUGGUACUAAUGAUAAGAUAAAUAUUUAAUGCGUAGUCUACUUAUCAAUUUAAAAUGUGUUGAUAAUAUUAAGUAUAUCGAUGAGUCUAAAUGCGGACCUGACUGGGAAACUAGCAAAAUGACCUUGCCUAUAUAUUUAAUAUUACGUCCUUCACACGUCUGAGUUUGCGUCUAACGCAUUUGAGCGGUAUUCAACCAAAUUUUGCGUCCGAUUCAUCUUCAAAUGGUAAAAGUGGUCGUCGACCACUUGCCCGAGUCCAUUCAACGCAGACCUUUGCGGACCUAGACACAAAUUACCCGUGUUAUUUCACACGCUCGACCAUGCCAUAUUAACACCAAUUAACCUAUAUUAAUUGUGACUGAUAACGUGUGCGCGUACUUGCGUGGUCUUCGAAUAACAAUCGCGCUACCUCCGAAAAAACAACCGGCAGUCGAACGCGCACGCGGCACCUCCGUUCCACAUUUCAUCAAUUUGUUGCUCAGUUACACGCGGUAUGUCGAGAUAGUAUGGUGAGACGAAGGCCUUGACAUGACACGAGAUAUCGGCAUAGCAUUUUUGUGCUCGAUGGUGACUUUAUUUGUUGUUGUGGAUUCAAAAGUGUGCACAUCCCUCGACAUCCGUAAUUCGCUGUCCAAUUUGAAUCGACUACAAAACUGCACGACUAUAAACGGUUACCUCAGAAUAAAUUUGUUGGAAAGCGCCACUGCACCGGAAGACUUUGAUAAGUACGUGUUCCCGGAUCUUACGGAGAUCACCGGAUAUUUGGUGCUCUAUAAAGUGUCGCAUCUGACGUCCGUUGGAAAAAUACUUCCGAAUUUGAGAGUUAUUCGAGGAAUCAGUCUUAUAUUUGACUACGCUCUAGCGAUACAUUCAAUGCCACACCUGGUUGAGAUAGGACUCACCAAAUUAAUAUAUAUUGCUAGAGGAGACGUGAUUGUUGACAAAUGCCCUGAGCUUUGUUAUGUGGAUAGUAUAAACUGGACGAUGAUAGGGGCUUCAGCUCUUCACUUUGCGAAUAACAGAACUUGUCCUCCUUGUCCAGAUUAUUGUGAAGGGAAGUUUUGUUGGAACCAACAAACUUGUCAAAAACAAGGGACCGACAAAUGCCAUCAGGAAUGCCUAGGCUGUACAAUACACCAUAGUUCAAAACACUGCGUUAUAUGCAAAAAUUUCGAAAAUUCCGGAGAGUGUGUAGCAGAAUGUCCAAGUAAUACAUAUAUCAACAGAAACAAGUUAAAAUGCAUGUCAAAAGAAGAAUGUACGUCAAGUUCAGAUGGAAAGUGGUGGAUUUUCGGAAAAGAAUGUGUUAAUUCAUGUCCCACAGGAUACGAGACAAAAACGGAACCUGAAUUAGGUUGUCAACCAUGUGACCCCUGCAUCAAAAAGUGCAAUAUAACCGGAGUAAUCGAUGGACUAGCUAAAUUACAAGAAUUUGCUGGUUGUACUCACUUACUCCAAAAUUUAGAAAUUAGAAUAUUGAAUAAUAAUAAUAAUACUAAAGAAGAAUUACUAGAAAAAUUGCGUGAAGUGAGGGUAAUUAAUGGAUAUUUAAAAGUAAGUCGAGUAAAUGUGAUCAAUUCUUUGGAUUUUUUGCCAAACCUUAAUGAGAUUAAAGGAGAAAAUUUAGUGGACAACCGAUAUGCAAUAUACAUGCUUGAUAAUCAAAAUUUACGAAAAUUAUGGAAUUUUGACCAAAAGUUUAACUUAACAAUACAUCGUGGAACAAUAUUUUUUCACUACAAUCCACGUCUUUGUUAUUCUGAAAUAUCUAAAUUAGCCAAUUUGACUGGAAUAGGUAAAAUUAAUGAUACAGAUGUUUCUAAAAUUUCAAAUGGAGACAAGUCAAGAUGCAAUAGUAUAAAUUUAAAGUUAAAAGCGACAAAUAUAGAUUCCCACAAUGUCACUAUCGAAUGGGAAACCUUAGAUACAAUUGAAACAAAAGACUAUGUGGGCUAUACUUUAUUUUAUGCCGAAGAUGAACAUUCAAGAGAAACGUCACUGGAAGAUACAUGCAACGAAAAAAUUUGGAAUAGUUAUUAUACUUCCAAUACAUCAUUAUUUAUUAAAAAUUUAAAACCAUUUACAAAAUACGUCUAUUUUGUUAACGUACUAUCACCAUCUGGAGGUCAAAGUGCCAUGCAUUACUUCACAACUCUCUCGGAUGAUCCGGAAAUGGAUAGAAAUACAAUUACCGCAAUAUCACACAAUUCAACUGCAAUUUGGAUAAAUUGGUCUCCGCCAUUCAUAACUAAUGGGAUCUUAUCGUAUUAUCAAAUUUUUGUUAAUGCCGCACCUGAUGAGCCGAGCUUUUUAAAUCAACGAAAUUUCUGUCUUUAUCCAAGAGAACCGGAGAGACAUGUUAAAGAACCCAAAACGAUUGUUAAAAUUAAAGAUCACAGUAAAUGUAACUGUACAAAAGAAGAGAUACAUUUCGUUGAACAAAAUAGUGACGAAGAAUUUACUCUGUGUGAUGAAAACUCAAUUUCAAAAUAUGGCCUGCAAGUAUGUGAAAAGUUUAAAUAUGAGAAUGUUAAUAAUAUGACAAACUUUAUAACCAAUGAAAGUAAUACAUUUUUAAAAUAUUCAAUUGAGAGUCAAAAGAAAGAAGUCUCUUCAGAUAGAACGACAUUAAUAAACAUUACUGAUACAAAUGCUACCAGCUAUUUGGUGACCGGAUUGAAACAUUAUCAAAUUUAUGUGUUUUAUAUAGCAGCGUGCAACCAAAACAGGUCUAGUAGACCUCAGUGUAGUGGUAUAGUUCAAGUUUUUAAUAGAACAUUGCCAAAUCCUGAUGCAGACUCUGUCAAAAAUGUAAGUCCUAGUGUAAGUGGAUCUUCAGUGCAAGUAACAUGGGACGAACCGGAGGAUCCAAAUUCAUUAAUCGUAGCAUAUAAUAUAAAAUAUGAAAGAACUGCGGAUACAUCAGUAUCCACGAAACCAUUGUGUAUUACCAAGUCACAAUAUAGCAAAUAUGGAUACAAUAUAUCGGAACUCUCACCUGGAGAUUAUUAUAUUCAAGUCCAAGCAGUAUCUUUAGCAGGCCCAGGAUACUAUAGUACAAAAGUUUAUUUUACAAUAACCUAUAAUUCUUUCUGGAUUUACAUAAUAUUAGGUAUUUUGGUAUUCAUCAUUGCCGCACUUGUUAUAUUUUAUAUGAGAUAUAAAGAUAAAAGUUUAAUUGAUCGGCUUCGUCUUAUAACCAAUAUUAACCCUGAAUAUGAAGGAAUGAAUUAUGAAAGAGACGAAUGGGAAAUUCCAAGAGAAGAUAUAGAAAUAGAAGAAGAAAUUGGAUCUGGUACAUUUGGAUCUGUAUUUAGUGGUUACAUCAAAAGUAGAAAUUGUCCUUGUGCUAUAAAAGUUACUAGGGAACAAAUUAGUUUAGCUGAACAAAGUGAGUUCCUAACAGAAGCUUCCACAAUGAAAAAGUUUAGUGAAGCACACCAUGUGGUUAAAUUGCUUGGUGUUGUGUCAAUAGGUUCCCCUGCCUUAGUUGUUAUGGAACUUAUGGACAGAGGUGAUUUGAAAAAUUAUCUUCGAAAGAUUAGAGAUACAAGUCAUAUCAUAAGUGUAAAUGAUAUGUAUAAAAUGGCAAUAGAAAUCGCUGACGGAAUGGCAUAUUUAGCUGCUAAAAAAUUUGUUCAUCGCGAUUUAGCAGCUAGAAACUGUAUGGUGGCAGCAGAUAAUACAGUAAAAAUUGGUGAUUUUGGUAUGACUAGAGAUAUUUACCAGUCUGACUACUAUAGAAAAGAAUCAAGAGGACUUAUGCCAGUUAGAUGGAUGGCACCAGAGAGUUUAGUGGAUGGCGUAUUUACUUCUGAUUCUGAUGUGUGGAGUUACGGUAUAGUCUUAUGGGAGAUAGCAACACUAGCAGAACAACCAUAUCAAGGAUUAUCUAAUGAACAAGUUUGGAAUUUUGUAAGAAAUCGAGGAGUACUUGAUAGACCACCAGAAUGUGCGGAUGGUCUUUAUAAUAUUAUGAAAAGUUGUUGGGCGUGGAAACCAAUGAGGCGACCUUCAUUCUUAGAUAUAAUUAACGAUUUGCAAGAUCGCGUUGGACCAAGUUUUUGUCUCAUGUCAUUUUACCAUAGUCGAGAAGGUAAAGAAUAUAGGUCAAAUCAUAGUCGUGUAUAUAAUCCACCUGCAUUAAUGCAAGGAGAAUUGGCUGCUGAAAAUGUGUACAGUAGUUACAGAGUUAGUGAUGAGGAUGUAAGUUUGCAUUACGGAAGCGAAUAAACUCCUACAUCAUAAUAUUUCAGAGGCUGUGUCAACGAUAAAAUUAAUAUUCGAAUAGUACAAAUGUCGGGGGGUGUUUCAAAGUUUAUGGUUCAGGGAAAAAAUUUCAAAAAAAAAAAAUAAUAAAAUAAUUAUUUUCAACUUCGAAUUUGCAAAAUCGCAGGAUAAUUUUGAUUUUUAAAAUUCCUAUAAGAGGUUUUAAAAAUUAAAUCACUACAGUUUUGGAGAUUCUGAAAAUUGGUAUGAUCUUACAAGAAUAAUUCACAGAUUACCUUUGGUCCGACAACUUUGGAGAACCCUGCACAUACUUGUCAAUUAUAUUUUGAUGGGCAUAAAAGAGAUAUGAACCGCAGUUUUAUGAUCAAAUAUUUAUAAACAAAUGAUCAUGUAGGAAUUCGGUACUAAUAUAUACAAAACAUUUUCAAUAAUUCAAUAAAAUGGAUGUUAUGUAGGUUUGAAAGGUUCUAAUUGGCAUUUUUCAAAAUAGGCAUUAUUUCUAUUAAAGAAGAAUAAUUCAGAUUUUAGUUAAUACUUUGCGUGUCAUAAUGACUUAUAGAACACGGGAUUUUAAAAAAUUUGUAUAACCGCCCUUUUCAUUCAAUAACUUCACCUAAAAUUAGUUAUUGUUUAAUCAAAGUAAAUGAGGAUGAAUUUUUCCUGGAUAAACAAGUCUUAUUUUAGACUCAGUAAUAUGUGAUAGUGUUAUAUCAGACCUUUCGGGGACACCCUGUAUAUUGUACUUAGAACCAUGUAUAACAUAUUUAAGUACCUACUGAUUAACUAACAAUGGUCAAAUAACGAAAUAAAAAACUCAUUUUUAAUGAUAAAUUAGACGCAUUACUAGGUUAAUUUGCUUUCAAUCCAUUUAUUGUUUACUUAAAUAUUCUUCGAUUCUUUUAUAAAUAAUUUAUGUUUACAUAAUAUAAAUCAGAAAAUCAAUGACCACAAACUGAUUAUAUAUUGCGAUCGAAAAAUUCUGUUUGAAAAAUUUUUUUGUUUGUCAGUUAAUAAUAUAUUCUUACAGUUAGUUUUAACAAAAAUAAUAUCAAAUUAUAAAAACAGAUUUGUCAUUCAUCGUUUACCUUUAUGUGUUUUAAAUUUACAUAAGUAUGUGAUUUUUUUUAAUUAUAUGUGAUAUAAGUAUAAUAUAAAUAAUUAAGGAGAUGUGUGAUAUUUAAAUUAUACACUAAUGACCUACAAACAAAAUUGUGAUUAAUAAAAUUAUUAUAAGGUCACAAAACACAAACAUAAAAUAAACUUGUAUAUAAAAAGUAAUUCUAAUAUACGUGUUUAUUCCACACACUAAAAAGUUUAGUCUUGAACAAACCAACGAAUUAAUUUGACUUAUAUUUUAAGAGAUGUAUAAAUAUAAACUAAAUUAUAUUAUUAUGUAUGAAAAAUAUAAUAAAUACGUAAGUAACGUAUUUGUAAAUGUAUAUAAUACAAGCAACAAUUAACCAAUGCAUGUUCUUAUCAUUCCAAUAAGUAUUUGUUUUUCUGUGCCAAAAUGUAAAUACGCUGUGUAAAAGCCUUGUUAUCAAUUUCGAAAUUGGGGUCUUUACAUCACCUUAGUUGGUUUGAGUCCAAUUUUUAUGACAAAAAGUGGCAAUAUUCUUUAAAAAUAAUCGCGAAAUUAAUAUGUCAUUAAUUUGAGAGCCACAGAUGCCAGUGAUUCACUUAUGUUAUGGAAGAAGUAGGCAAGAGUGUAAAAAUCAUGAGAAAUACACUGUGAUUAAAUGAAUAAACAUUUUUAAUUGUAGAUAACUGAAACAAAAAAUUAUAAAAAUUAAUUUUGAAUCUUAAUUUCAAAUUAUUGUUACAAUUGUUUAUUUCAAUGAUGGGUUUCGUUUAAGAGAAAUUGUGGGUUGCUCUACAGGGUGGCCCAUCAAAAUCGAGUGUAAAUAUUCAGAUCUAGGUCAUAUUACUUAGGGUGUAUCAUAUCAAACAAUGAUGAUAAGAGACGUAAAUUAGGUCUAUAUUUGUAGUAAUUAGAUUUGUCAAAUUAAUUGUUGUUGUGAGGUGUAAUUACACAUGCAUUUGUUAAUUACUUUGCUUAAGUUUAUCAUUGUUAUUAAGGUCUCUAUCUAAUAUUUUAAUCCAGUAUCAUAAAUUGCGCAAUUUAAUUGUGAAGAGAAACUAUGAUUUACAGUAAUUAUAAGUUUUCAAUUAUUAUAUUUUCCAUUAUGUCAAUAAAUUUAAAAAAUAUAUAUUUUUUACUUCAAAAAGUGUAUAAUACGUUUUAGGUUUUUACUGAAUGAAAUGUUCUUGGCGUUAUAUAUGUUAGUCUAAUAUUGGCCUUUAGAAUUCCAAAAUAACAUUUGAAAAAAAAUUAUAUAUUUUGAAGUUCCAAUCAAGGUGCUCUAAAUACAUAUGAAGUACAUACAUAUUUUUAAUCAAAUUCAUUAGUUAUCUUAAAAGACUUUAUUCUUAUCCUAAUUUUUAUAACUUGUUGAACUGAUGUUUAAAAAAAUAUAGAGACUGUCAUUCUCUUAUUGAAUAAGAGUAACAAAACUAUGUAUUAACUUAAAACCGCCCUAAAUAAAAGAAUAUACCUUUUAAUGUUGAAGAUAUUUUAACUAUUAUAUAUAUUCCUGUUAUGAUGAUAACAUUGUGCGAUUUAAUUGAAAACUUUGACUGAAAAUUAUAAAACUAUUUUCGAAAAAAUGCUGGACUGCGUUUGUGAGAGUUUCUCUGGAUUAGCUAAGUUAACUAAUAAUUAUUGUAUUUAGGUAACACUCCUUAGUGGCCUUGCGAAUUUCAGAAUUAAAGAACAUUACGAUUAAAUAAAAUCUAAAAGUUUGAUAGAGAAAUUUGUCUGAAAUUUGUGACGUCUCGACAAUGAGCUGAAUAAAAUUUCCUUUCUUGAAAAAUACGUCUAUUUUCAAGAUUUAAAAUCUAAAAUAUGUUGUACUAUUUAUAAUUAUUUCUUCCAUACAGUGGUUAACUCUAAUCUAAUGAAACCUCUUAAUAAGUUGAUCUAUCUACUUCCGAUAUUAAUAUAAAAGUUUUCAUACACUAUUUGACCAUCGCACGGUGUAAUUUUAGUGAUUUCAAACCAAAGUUACCUUAAUGUUUUGAUACCACAAAGUACAAUUUAAAUGUAUAUUUUUAAUAUAUAUAUAUAUAUAUAUAUAUAUAUAUAUAUAUUAGUUUGAUAAUAGUUUGUAUAAUUGUAUAUUAAUAAAUGUAUUUAUAUUUAUAAAA
This is a messenger RNA of Aethina tumida (small hive beetle), 7451 nucleotides long. Its product is annotated as insulin-like growth factor 1 receptor. The record is from RefSeq and is a predicted model, not a curated record. Gene Ontology annotation, cellular component: axon; insulin receptor complex; membrane. The transcript is spliced from 4 exons. Gene Ontology annotation, molecular function: insulin receptor substrate binding; ATP binding; insulin receptor activity. Gene Ontology annotation, biological process: positive regulation of kinase activity; glucose homeostasis; positive regulation of phosphatidylinositol 3-kinase/protein kinase B signal transduction. NCBI's taxonomy places the organism in Eukaryota, Metazoa, Arthropoda, Insecta, Coleoptera, Nitidulidae. Bases 543 to 4247 code for a protein of 1234 amino acids.